Molecule: messenger RNA, 993 nt
Organism: Aplosporella prunicola CBS 121167
Lineage: Eukaryota; Fungi; Ascomycota; Dothideomycetes; Botryosphaeriales; Aplosporellaceae
Exons: 1
Coding region: 1-993 (330 amino acids)
Source: RefSeq, a predicted model, not a curated record
AUGGAUCAAAUCACGCUCGCCCACAGGUCCCGCCCUGUCGAAGCACCUCCGCAGACGCUCGGCGCGGUCGAGCGAUUCUCCAACAUCGCAGAACUCUUCGAUGAAGUCAUGCUCCACAUCCUUUCCAGCGAGCAUUACGGGCCCCAGCACCAGAUGCCCACAGCUGUUGCUUGGGAGCAUCACGCACCGAUGCACGAGGUGGCCACAGUCGUCGCCUGUAUGAGAGUCUGCAAGGCCUGGAAGGCCAACAUCAAACGCUCACCUCGGGUUUCACGCCUCCUCUUCCUGACGCCCGAGCAGGAGUCGACGCUCACGUUCUGGGAGCCCGGCGAUAUCGAACCUGGCUCCAUACCGGCAUACUACCGCGCCCCUCCACUGAUCAAGACGGUGUUCGUCGACCCCACAACCGGGCAGCACCGCGAGAUCCACUCCCAGCACCUCAAGCUGAACCCGCUCCUCGACGCGCUUCUGCCCAUGACGACGCUGGUCCCGUUCUGGUUCAACGUGUGGCGCAGCAAUCCAGACACCUUGGAGCUCGACCUUAUAGAUCUCUUCGAGCCGCACGCCGACCACACUAUUGCGCGGUGCAACGUUAGCGGCGUGAUUCCGAUGCACACGCCUUCGCCCGAGUCAAUACUCACGCAGGUUACCUUCGGCUCCGUCAUUCCCCGCGACGUCCUCAUCGCCCCGCGCAAUGCUGAUAUCCAGGACAUGUUCGUCGUGCAGCCGCCUGUGCUCGAGAUGCGCAUUAAUGCCGGCUUCAAGUGCGCUGGAACUAUUAAGUCGAAGGCGGGCGUUCGCUUCGCGCACUUGUUGCGCUGGAUGCAUGCAUAUGAGGGGUUGGUUGUUGCUGGGGCGUGGCAUGUGGACAGGAUCGAUGUGGAUGACGACUUCGUCAAGGGCUCUCCUUGGUUUCCGCUGAGGAUGCACCAUGAGACUAUGGCGAGGGUUAUGGAUAGCGAGGAGGCGAAGACUAUCUUGGAGUGCAUAUAG